UUAUUAGACAAACAGUGAAGUACCCACCUCGUUCUGCUGCUGCCUGAACCCCUCCUGAAACCGUGAGUCACAUGUAUGGAAGUGAUACUAUGUACCAGAUGUCUACCUCUCCGCGUAGAGUCAACAGUGUAGUCAGCAUCAAAGUAACAGUCUCACCUCUCGGCUCUCGGCUCUCUCCCCGCCUCCGGCCGGACUGUCACUACCUCUCUCCACACUCGAGCUAACGUUAGCCUAGCACACAAGUGUCCCUACAUCAACACCACGGAGUCAGGCGACGUAAACACACACGGGGAAAACAGCGCGGGGAUUCCGUGCGAGUCUGUCCGCGGCUACGGGCUCCUCCACCCUCCAAACUGUCUCCGUGACUUCUUCAGUCAACUCCUAUCGCGCAGUGUCAGGCAGGUUGGGGAAUAAAUGAUUCCAUGAUUCGCUGAAAGAGUCGGCAUGGCGGCGCAUCCGGGCUCCGAGCAGCAGCAGCAGCAGCUUGAGAUGACUGGGGCGGAGAUCUGUGACUGGGAGGAGAAGAACUCCUUCACUGGGAGAUUAUCAGGAGCCUCACCAUGCUGGUUGUCACUAGCAUCAGAGAGAUGGCAACAAUCCUCAACCCAGUCGAUUGUAAUUUGGUUUUGAUGGCACCUUCACAAUCAAGUUCAAGGCAACAAACUACAAGGACAUUGUGAGUGCUACUAAAGAUGUCUGAUAGUGUCGAUAUUGAAGAGAAACCACCAGCCCCCCCCUUGAGAAUGAACAGUAGUUCCAGAGACUCUUCAUCAGUGAAUCACGCCUCUAAACCGCUUCCAAUGGCUCCUGAAGAGAAAAACAAGAAAGUCCGCCUGCGCUCCAUCUUCCCCGGGGGAGACAAGACAAACAAGAAGAAGGAGAAGGAACGUCCUGAGAUAUCCCUGCCCUCAGACUUUGAACACACCAUUCAUGUCGGCUUUGAUGCUGUAACAGGAGAAUUCACGGGUAUCCCAGAGCAGUGGGCACGGCUCCUUCAGACCUCGAACAUCACUAAACUGGAGCAGAAGAAGAACCCACAGGCCGUGCUGGACGUCUUAAAGUUCUACGACUCUAAAGAGACUGUGAACAACCAGAAAUACAUGAGCUUCACCUCGGGAGACAAGUCAGCACAUGGGUACAUUGCAGCAAACACUCUGAACCGGCUGCUGUCAUCUGGGCCUCCCGUCAGCCUUAGAACCUGCAGCGCAUUAUUUGACAAGGGAGCCAAAACAUCAUCAUCAGAGCCCCCAAUCGCUCCACCCGUGUCAGAAGAAGAAGAUGAAGAAGAAGAAGAAGAGGAGGAGGAAGAAGAAGAAGAGGACGAUGACGACGAGCUGCCCCCGGUCAUUGCCCCUCGGCCCGAGCACACCAAAUCUAUCUACACACGUUCCGUCAUGGACCCAAAGCCACCCACCCCUGUGAAAGAAGUCGUGACCCCACCGGAGUCUCAGGUCCAGCCGGAGAACACGUCCAACACGAUGUACCGCAACACGGAUCGCCAGAGAAAGAAGUCCAAAAUGACAGAUGAGGAGAUUCUGGAGAGGCUCAGGAGUAUUGUGAGUGUGGGGGAUCCCAAAAAGAAGUACACACGCUUCGAGAAAAUAGGACAAGGAGCGUCUGGCACUGUGUACACAGCCAUCGACAUAGCAACUGGCCAAGAGGUGGCCAUCAAGCAGAUGAACCUGCAGCAGCAGCCCAAGAAAGAGCUGAUCAUCAACGAGAUCCUGGUGAUGAGGGAAAACAAAAACUCCAACAUAGUCAACUACCUGGACAGUUACUUGGUUGGAGACGAGCUUUGGGUGGUGAUGGAGUAUUUGGCGGGGGGUUCGUUGACAGAUGUAGUGACUGAGACCUGCAUGGAUGAAGGCCAGAUCGCUGCAGUCUGCAGAGAGUGUCUUCAAGCCCUCGACUUCCUACACUCUAACCAGGUGAUCCACAGAGAUAUAAAGAGUGAUAAUAUCCUCCUGGGUAUGGAUGGAUCAGUCAAGCUCACCGACUUUGGCUUCUGUGCCCAAAUCACUCCCGAGCAGAACAAGCGCAGCACGAUGGUGGGAACGCCCUACUGGAUGGCACCGGAGGUGGUUACUCGAAAGGCUUACGGCCCCAAAGUGGAUAUCUGGUCUCUGGGAAUCAUGGCGAUAGAGAUGGUGGAGGGAGAACCGCCCUACCUGAAUGAAAAUCCACUCAGGGCGCUGUACCUGAUAGCUACCAAUGGUACUCCAGAGCUGCAGAACCCAGAGAGGCUGUCGUCAGUGUUCAGAGACUUCCUAAACCGCUGUCUGGAGAUGGAUGUGGACCGCAGAGGCUCUGCAAAGGAGCUGCUCCAGCAUUCCUUCCUGAAGCUGGCAAAGCCUCUCUCCAGCCUGACGCCUCUGAUUGUAGCUGCAAAGGAAGCCAUAAAGAACAGCAGUCGCUAGGGUGUGCCCUAUGUCCCCCACCUGAGGCUGGAGCCCUGCCUGGGAUGUGUGCGUUCAUGGGGGCAGGGGCUUGGGUGUGUACGCGGUGGGUGACGCGACAGCAACAGCACAAGGAGGGCGUGGGGGGGUGAUUGUGUGACAUACAGUGACAGCACAAGGACAAAAGACCCCCGGGCCUCUCAUGUAGGACGGACAUCUGGCCUUGCAGCCUCUCGGCCCCAUGCUGCUGAACAGACUUUGCCUCCUCGUUUACUUCUCCACCACUCUGUACAUGUAGAGCAGUCCAUCACAAGUGUGCGUGUGUGCAAGCGUGCGUGUAUGUGUGUGAACAAAAACUGUGCACAUCCCUUUGUGUCAUAUGUCCGUUUUGGCAAAAGUCUCUCAGAAAAAUGUGGUGAAAAUCAUAAAGGAAAAUGUGCUCAGUUUCAAGAUGGUACUGGAGGAGUGAAGAGGAGAAGGUGAUGAAGAGCCUGUGAUUCUUUCCCUGCCCGGUUUGAGGGUCGCUUUCCUUUCCUCUGGACCCUCCAUGGAGCACAAUCAGGCCACACUUGCACCUGCAUUGACCCACUCAUGUGAGAGAGUGACUCUGGGACUCUCUGGACCCGACCUCUGCCUGCAUGACUAUGGCUGUACGGAGCAACAUCGCUACUCCUCACGUGUUGGAGUGGGGCAUAUUUUGGUGUAUGUGUGUAUGCGCGUGUGUAUGAAAGUGUGAAAGUGUGUAGGGGUGCAGCUACAGGGGAAACAGUCAGGUGUGAUUUCACAUGACCUACACCAGCUUUAAACAUCCUCCAUUAAUCUGCUUCAUAUCAGUGAAGAGAUUCAGGUCUCUCAUUCAUUCUGUCAGACAGUGUCUGUAACAGAGUUCAGGUUAGCUGCUGUCAAUCUGCUGAUUUCCUCUCUUGAUUAUUUGAAAUACCGAAACACUGUUGCACAUUUUGCCUGCAUAAAACCCGGAAUUUAACUAGAGGCGUACACACAACUGUAAAUGACACUUGAAUAUAUCAUAAAAGAUAAGUGAACU
Messenger RNA from Notolabrus celidotus (New Zealand spotty), 3441 nucleotides. Its product is annotated as serine/threonine-protein kinase PAK 3. Gene Ontology annotation, biological process: regulation of axonogenesis; regulation of MAPK cascade; regulation of actin cytoskeleton organization. Gene Ontology annotation, cellular component: cytoplasm. The record is from RefSeq and is a predicted model, not a curated record. Bases 693 to 2417 code for a protein of 574 amino acids. The transcript has 17 exons. Gene Ontology annotation, molecular function: protein serine/threonine kinase activity; ATP binding. Lineage: Eukaryota; Metazoa; Chordata; Actinopteri; Labriformes; Labridae.